Glycine soja is the source of this 1781-nucleotide messenger RNA. RefSeq names its product myb-like protein A. NCBI's taxonomy places the organism in Eukaryota, Viridiplantae, Streptophyta, Magnoliopsida, Fabales, Fabaceae. Gene Ontology annotation, cellular component: nucleus. Gene Ontology annotation, biological process: regulation of DNA-templated transcription. The coding region runs from base 144 to 1427 and encodes 427 amino acids. The record is from RefSeq and is a predicted model, not a curated record. The transcript is spliced from 4 exons. Gene Ontology annotation, molecular function: DNA-binding transcription factor activity, RNA polymerase II-specific; RNA polymerase II cis-regulatory region sequence-specific DNA binding.
AGGAAUCGAUGUUGUUAUCACAAUCCAUGUGUCACAUGAAUCUCCCUUUUUACUUCACACAGUUCAUACCAUAUUUCUCACACUCAAAACACCACCACCACCACUAAAAAUCUCUCUCGUUCUCCCUCUCUUUCUGGUCCUUCAUGGAGUUUGAUCCAAUCUUCCCAGCAGAAAAAAUUCACUUCCUUUCUGGUAUUUUCUCUGGGAUCAAAUCAGAGAUCCCUGUUAUCCCCAUGUCACAAGAGAACAACAACAACACCAUCUGCAUGCACCAAAACAAUUUCAACAACCAUUUUCAGCACCUUCCCCUGAAUGAACCAAACCAUGACCAUAACCACCACCAUCCUACUAUUACAAAAAUUUUCACAGAGGGUUCUAAUUCCUCCAUCCUCACCCCAUUGUUCUGUUUGUCCUCUUCUUCAGGUUACUCAUACCGUAAUGAGUCCCUCAGAGGAGGCUUUGCCAACAACAACAACAACUACAAACACUCCAUCAUGCCUUAUGCACCAAACAGCACCCAAAAUGAACCCAUGCAUGGCCCCAACAGAGCAAUCUGGGAUUUUUCCCAGAAAAUUCCCCUUCAGUACUCUGGUGCAGGUGCAAGUGCAACUUCAUCACAGCCUCAUCAGCAGGUGCAAAGGAGGAGUAAUGGCAAAAUUCAUCAGCACAGGAAUAUGGGCAACAUAAUCAAAGGCCAGUGGAGUGCUGAAGAGGACAGGGUGCUCGUCCAAUUGGUGGAACGCUUCGGGUUCAAAAAAUGGUCUCACAUCGCAAGGUUGCUGAAUGGAAGGGUUGGGAAACAGUGCAGGGAAAGAUGGCACAACCAUCUCAGGCCAAACAUUAGGAAGGAGUCAUGGAACGAAGAGGAGGACAGAAUCCUGAUCGAAGCUCACAAGGAGGUUGGAAACAGGUGGGCCGAAAUCGCAAGGAGAAUGCCUGGUAGGACGGAGAACACCAUCAAGAACCACUGGAACGCAACAAAGCGUCGCUUGAACGCCAAGAGGCUGAGGAACAAGCGCAGGGGUUUGAAGGGACCAACGCUUUUGGAGAGCUACAUAAGGCAAGUCACUGCAAAUGAAGAAACCCAAAAGGAGAUGAUCAAGAAUUCCAUGAGCAACAUGAACCUGAAGGGCGAGAGUAGUAGCAACACCACCACCACUAAUACCAAUACCAAUACCAAUACCAGAUAUCCGCAUCUCUUUCGGGUUUGGUAUGAGAGCUCAGAGGGUGGGUUCAGUUCUGAGGAGGAUGAGGCUGGGUGGAGUGUGCAGCAGCCACAUGGUGUUGGUGGCGGCUAUGUGCCUAUGAUGCUAAAUGCUACUGUGGAAGAUGGCACAAUGGGUUAUGAUGUUGCGAUGGAGAUGGCGCCGGAGGUUCAGAUGAAGAAGGAAAUGGAUCUCAUGGAGAUGAUCAUUAGAAAAGCUUAAGGUGCAAUAUUGUGCAUGAUGAAUUUGGUGUUCUCUCUUUCUUUAGUUUCUUUAAUUACUUUCUGGUUUUAAUUUGCUUUUUUGUUUCUAGAUACCUUUGAAACUGUGGCUUUUGCUUUGUUUGGUUGCCCCAUAUAUUUUAGUUCGUCUUUGAUUGUCUUGUGAUUCUUAGUUCUGAGGUGGUUUUGGCCCCAUCAAGUGGGGUCCACAUUUAGUGUUUUUAAUGUAGGUUUCUUUUACAUUUGUUUUGGUUGUGACUCAAGCUUAAAUGUUACAUGUAUGGAUAUAACUUAUGUAGAAUGUCCCAUGAUGGUGCACAUUUCACUACAAGAAAUAAAGUUAUUUGCCGUGACU